Molecule: messenger RNA, 801 nt
Organism: Penicillium canariense
Lineage: Eukaryota; Fungi; Ascomycota; Eurotiomycetes; Eurotiales; Aspergillaceae
Exons: 1
Coding region: 1-801 (266 amino acids)
Source: RefSeq, a predicted model, not a curated record
AUGGAUUCCAUGAGAUCUCUCAAUACCUCCUUACCCACUUCAACACCGCGCCCGCAGCCAUCCGAGCAACUCCUCCAGUCUUUUAAAGCUGCGGCUCUAUCCGUCACCAACCUAUACAAGAAUGCCGUCUGUGAACAAGCCCAGGCGAGGUCCGCUGGCUAUCAAGAAGCUAUUGAAGAUUUGCUUCACUUCUUGGACCGUGAAAACCUAGGCCUUGGCGAUGGCGAGGGGUGGAAGGUCCGACAAUGGGCGACGGAGAAGUGUGAUGGAACUGGAUCCCAGGCCAGCGAUGAGGAUGAGCGAGUGGACUUGGACAAGCGUGAUAGAAGUGCUACGCCGGCUACCACCCGCAAGGAAGCUCCGACACCUGAGUCUACUUUCCGCCAGCAGCCUACCUCCACUCCGACCCCCGCACCGACCUCCGUGCCUCGAUCAGAGACUACGGCCCCCGCACCGCAACCACAGGACACUACUCUUGGAUCACCGACAGUAUUUACUUUCACCGCUGGGCCAACCUUCCCUCAAUGCCAGGAAUUCGAUAUGGACAUGCAAUCGUCCGACAACUCGACUCCGCCAUCGCAAGAUGAUGCUCCGGUAAGCGUCUCGGUGAUGCCUCGAAACUCCCGCCAAUCAAAUCGCCACAAUCAUACCCGACCCAACGCGCGAUCUGUUCCACGAGAGGGCCCCGCCACCAUAGGAUCGAAGAGGAAAUCCACAUUCCCAGAUUUCUUUGACCUAUCUGGGCUAGCAAACGGACGGGACAACAUGUUUGGAGGAGGGAAACGCGGCAGGUUUACCUAG